Messenger RNA from Scatophagus argus, 1869 nucleotides. It is a transcript of the gene marveld1, whose product is annotated as MARVEL domain containing 1. Gene Ontology annotation, cellular component: membrane. Gene Ontology annotation, biological process: myelination. The coding region runs from base 484 to 981 and encodes 165 amino acids. Gene Ontology annotation, molecular function: structural constituent of myelin sheath. NCBI's taxonomy places the organism in Eukaryota, Metazoa, Chordata, Actinopteri, Scatophagidae. The record is from RefSeq and is a predicted model, not a curated record. The transcript has a single exon.
UUCCACAUUUACAGUCCAGGAAAUUUCACUUUCAUAAAGCCCUUCCUCUCCGAAAAGACUGGAGGUUAAAGGUCACACAGCCCAGGGGAAACUGCACCAUGGGGAAAUACAUCAGCAGAUGAGUGGCGGUGGAUGAAUCAAGGCAGUCCAGCAGAGGAGGAGCAGGAUUUGAAUUACAGGCCGCCCCCUCUUCAUCACCCAGCCCCCCAGCACAGACGCUACAUUCAACAGAGGAAACGGAAAAGACGAAACAUACAAGAAGGUUUUUCAUUUCAAAACCCCGGGGCUGUGGAAAGAACAGAGAGUUCCUUUUAUAUACCUAAACGUGUCCUCUUUUGGCUUUAUUCUGAGACCACAAACGCGGUCUUCCAACUCGUUCUUUCCAGCUUAAGCCCAUAUUUUCUCCAGCUGUUUGCAGCUGGAAGAAAGCACCCGCCCUGUUCGGGAAAAAGGGACCGAGAGUGACCGGAGGAGGAGAGAGAGAUGCCACCCCAACCUCCCCAGCCGCAGGUGAGGGAGAAUAUCCUGAAGUUCCUCACGAGUUUUUUGGGAAUCAUCCGCAUCCUGCAGAUUGUGUUUGGAGCCGGUCUGUGGGUCACCAUCGCCGCCAACAAAUACGAGGGAUCUAUUCACUUCGUCCUGUUCGUCGCAGUCCUCUUCUGGCUCCUCACCCUCGCCCUUUUCUUCCUCACGCUCCUGGACAAGCAGGACCUCGUCCCGCUGCUGGGAGGGGAGCGCUGGUUGACCACCAACCUGGCGCACGACGUGGCCGCCGCCGUGCUUUACCUGCCGGCUAUAGGUGUCAUGAUCUACAAGACGGAUCGCAACUCAUACUGCAACCUGGAGCAGUAUAAGCACCUCUGUCUGUACAAGGUCUACCUGACGGCCACCGUGUUCUCCUGCCUGUGCUGCCUGGCGUACCUCCUGUCUGUUAUUUAUGGGGCGUGCAGGAAGUGUCGGGGAGAACAAACGGUCAUCUGAUGAGACUUAAACGGGGGCAAAAGGGGACAGGGAGGAGGGGUGUGGGUCCUUGAUUGGGGGUGGGGUGGGGGGGGUUAUCCACAGCAAGAUGAGGAAUAGUUAACUUCACUGUAAUUUAACUCAACAGCUACUCUAAUCACAGGUUUGUCUCUACUGUCUCCCCAGAAUCAUCCAAAAAUGACUCCUUACAGUCGGUGUAUUUAAGGAUGUCUGACAUGUAAACACCCGAGCAGCUCCUGUUACAGAGGUCCAGCCACCCAGGAUGGGAGUGUGAUUGGAAAUGUGUUUGGAGGGUGUGUUGUACCCCUUCGUUAGGGCAGGUGUGACAUGUGUGUGUAGUUGUAGCCAAGCUCAAGCUCCAGCCACCUCUUAAGUUUGUUUCCCAGUAAUUUAAUGUAAUUUUCCCACACAAUGAAUCAUUAUAAUAUUCCUGUAUGGGCUUAUUAUAGUGUGCUAGCAGUAUAUUCAGUCUUAAGUUUACCAUACAAUGGCUUUGUUUUCUAGAUAUGUGUUGAGAUACAACCUCUCACAGGAUCGUCACAGCUGUUUUCACAAGGAAUUCUUUUCAAUAUCUUUUUUAAAAUUAUAUAUUUUUAUGUUUUUGUACAACAGCAAACUAUACUGAACACUUACUGAAGCGCGGCGGACUAAAACCCUGACUCUGAUUUCCUUCUGACCAGCUCUGUUUUAGUGUUGUCCGACACAAACAGUUUUUGUCAGCGCCUUCUGUCCGAAUGCUGUAUACUCAACAAGGUUGUGAUGACAACGACCCCACAAUAUGGAUGUGAUUGGUGCUACAACGUGUAUGCUGAAUAAAAAUAUUCCUUAAGUGUUCCUUAUGUAAAGCCAAAGAGCAAAAAGCAUACAAAUAAAGACCAGUAAGUGAGA